AUUCCUCAAAUGGGUUUUUCUUAUAUAUCAGAUCAAGUUUGUGAUUGCAAUUGCCACUACAAUUUACAACACCAAGAGAUUAAGAGAGAUGAAUCUUAUAAUCAGAAACAAUUCUUUGGAGUUUUAAAUUUUGAAGCUUCACUCUUACUCUAAGAUUUUCCAGAGGCGGCCAGGAAACUAAAAUCAAAUCGGAUAAAAUCGCAAUUGCUUAUCAGAGUCAACAAAAAUAAGGUAUCAUCAAAUGGAUGAGAAUCCAAAUGGAGUUUCAAGUAGCAAAACUACACCACAUAAGAGUUGUAGCAAAAGAAAUGGACUCAGCAACAAGAGAUUCGCCGCCGUGGACGAUGGCGAAGGGGAUAUUAUAGAGUGUUCCGGCAAGUAUUGUAAAUCAUGCACAACAGGAUUAAUAGCUGAUUGUGUUGCACUAUGUUGUUGUCCUUGUGUUGUGUUACAUUGUUUUGCUUUGGCUUUUAUAAAGGCACCUUGGGUUAUAGGAAGGAAAUGUUUAGGGUUAGGGAACAAGAAAAAGAAUAAGAAGAAAAGUGGUUGCAAAAAGGGGCAUAAAGAUAUUGUGUUGGAAAGGAAUAAAGAAAUUGAUAUGAAGAUGGAUUGGCCAGAAUCACCAAUUGAUAUUGUCAAUGUUAAUGUUGGAUUUGAAGCUGAGAAGGUUUGGCAUGAGUUGUAUCAAAUUGGUCAUUUAGAUUUUGGUAGAGUUUCAUUAUCAAGUGAUUAAUUUGAUCAGGAUUUAAUUCA
Medicago truncatula (barrel medic) is the source of this 753-nucleotide messenger RNA. RefSeq lists its product as uncharacterized. The coding region runs from base 242 to 733 and encodes 163 amino acids. Lineage: Eukaryota; Viridiplantae; Streptophyta; Magnoliopsida; Fabales; Fabaceae. The transcript has 3 exons. The record is from RefSeq and is a predicted model, not a curated record.